Molecule: messenger RNA, 2980 nt
Organism: Boleophthalmus pectinirostris (great blue-spotted mudskipper)
Lineage: Eukaryota; Metazoa; Chordata; Actinopteri; Gobiiformes; Gobiidae
Gene: fgfrl1a
Product: fibroblast growth factor receptor like 1a
Exons: 8
Coding region: 286-1779 (497 amino acids)
Cellular component (GO): plasma membrane
Molecular function (GO): fibroblast growth factor binding; fibroblast growth factor receptor activity
Source: RefSeq, a predicted model, not a curated record
AUUUUCUUGCUUAUGUUCUCUUUUGUAUAUAUUUUUUCCUGUUGAUUUUACUCGAGUAAUUGUUUUGCUUGGGCGAGAGACGCGCGUUUAUGUAAUUUGUGAUCUAUUUAGCGUUUAAUUCGUAAAAUAAGUUUAGGGAAAUAAAGUUAGGGCAAAGGAGGAGGACGUGUGGUGGACCUUCACGGCAUGGUGCAUGUGGUCAACUGGUGAAGAACUUCAAAUUUGUCAUCAUUGCUGGAAAUAUAAGAUUGAAGAGGCUGAGUGUUCUUCUUCGAGGGAUCUAAAAUGGACUUUCUUUGGGUCUUUCUUCUGGUGUUAGAGAUGGUUCUGAUGUCCAGUGCAGCUAGAGGUCCCCCCAGAGUCUCAGAGCGAGUAGCCCAUCGGCAGAGCAUUCGUCUGGGCCGCACGAUGAAGCUGCCAUGUCCUGUGGAGGGAGAUCCCCCGCCCCUCAUCAUGUGGACCAAAGACGGCCGUAACAUCCACAGUGGCUGGACACGCUUCCGAGUGUUACAGCAGGGUCUGCGCAUCAAAGAGGUGGAGACUGAAGAUGCUGGAACGUACAUCUGCAAAGCCACCAAUGGCUUCGGAAGUGUCAACAUCAACUACACACUCAUUGUUAUAGAUGAUUCCAGUUCAAGAAGUGGAAUAGGACCCAGCAACGGAGGGUCUGAAAACGCCCCAGAGUUGGCUGGGAAACUCGUGCGCCCUCGCUUCACCCAGCCUGCCAAGAUGAGGAAGCGUGUGAUCAUCCGCCCCGUGGGCAGCUCAGUGCGUCUGAAGUGCACGGCCAGUGGGAACCCGCGGCCGGACAUCGUGUGGCUCAAAGACAACAGGCCCCUGGUGGAUGAGGACAGUAGGGCGGCUGCAGUGGGAGAGCCCAAGAAGAAGAAGUGGACCUUGAGUUUGAAGAACCUCACUCCAGAGCACAGCGGGAAGUACACCUGCCAAGUGUCCAACCGGGCUGGAGAGAUCAACGCCACCUACAAAGUGGAAGUUAUACAGCGUACCAACUCCAAACCCAUUCUGACUGGUACCCAUCCCGUAAACACUACUGUGGACUACGGUGGUACGACCUCUUUCCAGUGUAAGGUGCGUAGUGAUGUCAAACCAGUCAUCCAGUGGCUUAAGAGAGUGGAGCCCGGAGAUGAGAACAAGUUCAACUCCACUAUAGAGGUUGGAGAUCAUCGCUUUGUGGUGCUGCCUACUGGGGAGGUGUGGUCCCGUCCUGAUGGCUCCUAUUUGAACAAGCUGCUCAUAACCAGAGCCAAAGAAGAAGAUGCCGGCAUGUACAUCUGCCUGGGUGCCAAUACAAUGGGUUACAGCUUCAGGAGUGCCUAUUUGACAGUGCUGCCAGAUGUGAAGCCUCCCAUGACUCCUGUGACCACGAACACAUCCCAGGGUCUGCCACUGCCCGUCAUCAUUGGCAUCCCAGCAGGUGUGGCCUUCAUCUUGGGCACCGCUCUCCUGUGGUUCUGCCAAUCCAAGCGCACCUGCUCCUCUUCCCCUUCUUCCUCUUCCGCACUUCCUGCUGCUCAGCGCCUACCUGCCUCCACCCGUGACCGACCGUGUCCCACCCUGCCAACUCAGCCGACCAAUGGAGAUAAAGACUGCGUUUCAUAUGAGGACUACAUCGCUCAUCAGCAGCUGCUCCUUACACAGGGAGGCACGGGGUUAGCUCCCAAGGUCUACCCGAAAAUUUACACAGAUAUACACACACACACACACUCGCACGUGGACGGGAAAGUGCAUCAACAUCAGCACAUUCACUACCAGUGUUAGCAGUGCGGAGGCUGGUAGCAAGCUGUGCCAUUUUCAACUUGUACAGACUCACAACAAACUGCCAAAAGCAAAAGGAUAACCACAUUUCUACAGUGUAUGGAGAGAUAAGGGAACACACAAUAUGUCCUCAAUGUGCUGCAGCCACUUGUGAACUUUUUACCCAGCAAUGAAGAAUGUACAAAUACAAUAUAAAGACUUAUUUCAAGCAAUUUUUCUAUUUGCAUAUCAAGCUCAAAGUAACAACAAACUUAUUACUGUUCAUUAUGGUACACUAAAAGCCCUCAGAAUUAGCAAAAGAAGCAGCUGUGAUUCUGUCCUUCAAAUACAUGUGUAUAUAGCAGAUUUUAAUUAUAGCGCAUCUAGCCUGCAGUUUCAUCUUGGCUCAUUUUUAAGGAAUAAUACUGUAUAACACGUGUAAAAUAAUAGCUUAAUUUCAGAGUGCAUAUCUCAGGCAGACUUCUAACCGAGCCAUAAGAACCACAGAACAAGACAAGCUUCACUAAAUCUACACCCAGAAAGAGAUGAGGGCCAACAGCCGCUCUGUACAGCUGCUGCACGGACACUGGGUGGAAAAAGAGGAGAUGUCAGAAUGAGUUACUGAGCAGGGGAGAGUCAGCACUCCCUUAGCAGAUCCAUUUCAGAAGCAGAAAUGAAAUAAUUUUAAUAUUUUUAUUUUUUUUUUUACUACAAUUUUCCAUGUUUAGUGACUUGACUGAGUGGUAGUCUCUUCUGGAGGUGGCACAUCCCAGCUGACGUGAGAACAAAGGAUUCUGGACAUUUGAGGACUACAAGUUCUCACCUCGCGUCAGCCGUUUAACCUCCUCAGCCCGGAGCGCAAAGGGACCGUGCAGCGGUGAAUACGGUGCCUCGGAAACAAUUGCUUCCAGAUUUUACAGAUUGUUCUUGGAUCGGUCACAUAUUUCUGUUCAUCUAUUCAGAGAUUUAAGGGAGACUUCAUCUUUAACUUUGUAACAUAAAGAUGGGACGUAAGGCCCUUUGGUGCUGCUCACAUUGUACCUGCUUUUUCUAUAUAGGCCAGGAAAUGUUUAUGGUCCCUUAUAUAAAAGAAGAAAGCGUGCAAGAUUUAAAUAUAUGGCUAAUUUAGUGUACUUUUCAUAUUUUAAAAUCGUGGCACUCCCAAUUUAAAAAAUUUGUGUCGUUAUAUAAAAAACAUACAUACAGAUAUAUUUUCUAACAUGUA